This is a messenger RNA of Elaeis guineensis (African oil palm), 884 nucleotides long. The record is from RefSeq and is a predicted model, not a curated record. Lineage: Eukaryota; Viridiplantae; Streptophyta; Magnoliopsida; Arecales; Arecaceae.
AGUAAAACAUAUGUGGUUAUCACAGGUUAGCCAUAUUGUCUUUAAUGAUUUUCAGAUAAUAAUUAAGAUGAGCAUUGUUGGUUAAGCUAAAGAUAUGAUAAAUUAAUAAAUUAAUAAGUGAAAAUAGUGUUGAUGUAUCCUUCCUUAUUCAUUGCAGCAGGUUGGCCAACCAUACCAGUCACAAAAGUCUGGAGCACACUGAUUAUGCUUUUAACCAGCAUAGGAAAGUGUUCCAAAAUCCAAAUUCUUUUGACACUGGGAAAUUUAGGGUAAAUAUACCUGCUAAAAGUGCUCCAACCAGUGGUUUUUCAAGUCCUGUACGUAGUCCUCGAAGAUUGAGUAAUGUGGACAUUUCCACUUCUGGCAUUGUCCCUCAAGGUUCUCAACAUUGGUCAUCUCCAGAGAUCCCUUCUAAAGAUAUGAUGACAAUUUUUUCACCCCAAGCUUCACCUGAGAAAAUUAUCAGCAGUCCUGAACGCUCACCACUUUAUAGCCCAGCAAGAAAAAGUCCUGUUAUACGAUCAAGAAAUGCUAGUGCACCUCCAUCACCGCUGCAUUCGAAGAAGUUCUCUGAAAAUCCUGUCACUUGGCAUGAAAGGAGUAAUAUUAGUGUCCACCCACUGCCUCUCCCUCCAGGAGCUCCAGCUCCUUCACAAUCAAGUUUUGAUCAUCAGACUGCCACAAAAGCUGAGGUAUUACCAAUGACAGGGCAAUGGCAGAAGGGCAAACUUAUCGGAAGUGGUACAUUUGGGAAUGUGUAUGAAGCCACCAACAGGCACACUGGAGCUUUAUGUGCAAUGAAAGAAGUCAAUAUAAUUCCCGAUGACUCCAAGUCCGCUGAAUCUUUAAAACAGCUGGAGCAGGUCUGAUCUUCAUAUCAUCCU